Messenger RNA from Moneuplotes crassus, 1308 nucleotides. The record is from the annotation of a GenBank genome assembly. Lineage: Eukaryota; Ciliophora; Spirotrichea; Euplotida; Euplotidae.
GAAGUCCAAUGUCCACACAAGAGUGAUGAGCUCUCAUAGAGAAAGUUCUUAUAUUAGAAACGAUGAGAAAAUUUUCCGAAGUCUUGAGAAUUGAGGUGUCAGACACCCAGAAAAGGAGAAAUAUUUGAGAGAAAGUAGAGAAAGAUCUCAGCAAAAGAGGGUUAGGAAAAUGACCAGUCUCCAAAAAGAAAAUACCUAUGCAAAGACUACAAGGAAGGCCAAAAAUAAGGCAAAUAUAGAUUUGAGAGUAGUAAAGACCAGCUAUAAGUGUUCUUUUCAGCGAAAAUCGAUUGUAGCUGAUAAGGAAUAUAAUUCACAGAGCAAUAAUUUAGAUACAACUACUGCCACUAUGGAUAAGGAGCCCUGAAAUCAAACAGAGUCAGCAAUAAUCUCAGAGACUCGGCCUGUAUUAAAUGAUAGAUUUUAUUUUGAUGAAUCAAAUAGGCGGUAUAAAUAGCAGAGAAAAAUUGAUUAGAGAUGAUUCAUCAUCAGUAUAUAAGCAUGCAUCUAUUAAAACAGCUCCUAGAUCUCCGCUGAACAAAGUCUAUACCAGAAAUAAUGUUACUGUAGAUGUAUACAAUGAUCCUUCCACCAUAUGAGGUAGGAAGACAAUGCCAGAGUCUCCCAGGGCACAUCCGUUCUAUCUCAACACAAUCCAGUCAAGGCGGUCUAGAGGGAUGAGUGAUUUUGGGAAAAUGACCAGAUUUGAUUCCAAUAGAAAAUAAUUCUGUGAACAAGACCUUAAGUGACACAUAUUAUGAUAAAAAUCAGAAGAAAAGAGCGAGUCAGAGCAAAAAGAAACGCAAAGGCAGUAACAAACAAAGAAGCAGCAGAAGGACCAAGAGCUUCGUGGGUCCAUCUAAUGGCCCCUUCCAGAAUUGUACAGACUCAGCUGCAUGAAUCAGUGCUUUGAAGGAAUAUGAAACUUUGAAGGGUAAACUCAAUAUUGAGAAACUUUCAAAAGCCGGUCUCUGGAAGCAGAUCCCCCAAAUUGCUCGCAAUGAGAUAUGGAUCAGACACAGAGAUAAAAAUAUUAAGAAGGAGAGAAAGAAGUCUAAGAGAAAGGAAACCUCUGAAUGCAGUUUUAACCCACAGAUUAAUAAGAAGCCAUUUUGAGAAAUUAAACGUUACCUUGAUGGAGCAUCCUCCAAGUUUAGGCUAGAUGGCCAGCCCCAGAAGACAUACUAUGACUUAAAGAAGAGCAUGAAGAGUUCUUAUUCACACAAAGCUAAGGAAGCGAAGGAAAUCAAGAAGAAAGAGAUGUAUGAGCUCUAUGGAAAGCACCUAGAGUAUGGCGUCUUGAGGUAA